Molecule: messenger RNA, 315 nt
Organism: Penicilliopsis zonata CBS 506.65
Lineage: Eukaryota; Fungi; Ascomycota; Eurotiomycetes; Eurotiales; Aspergillaceae
Exons: 3
Coding region: 1-315 (104 amino acids)
Source: RefSeq, a predicted model, not a curated record
AUGGCAUAUGGUUAUGAUGGCGGCACCUUUGACACAUUCGACACUACUAGCUGCCAGUUCUGGGUUGACUAUACGCUCAAGGUGGCUGGUGAGAACGCUUUUGGCGGGGAGCUGUGCAACAACGCGGGCGAUGCAACAUAUAACUGGUCAGAUACUUCGGCGCUGUGUGACCCCGAGGGGCUGGCGACCUAUAUCAAGACCAUGAAGAUUGCGUAUUUUGAAUACCCCCUGGAGGAGCUGUUUGAAAAUACCACGAAUCCAACGACCGUGGAAUGCAUUGCAGAGAUCCAGAGAGCUCUGUUGGAGUGGAACUAG